This is a messenger RNA of Zootoca vivipara (common lizard), 2553 nucleotides long. RefSeq lists its product as uncharacterized. NCBI's taxonomy places the organism in Eukaryota, Metazoa, Chordata, Lepidosauria, Squamata, Lacertidae. The record is from RefSeq and is a predicted model, not a curated record.
UUCCAGCCUUGACAAAUUGCACGCUUUGGGAGUUACCCUUCAAGAGUCAUGGAGUCCACUGAAGAAGAGGGGAGUGUUAUCUUGAUUGAUGACGAUGAAGCUGAGAGUUGUAUUUUGUUGGUUGAGGAUGCAGAAGAGAUUCCCUUGAAAGGGGAGAAUACAGAAGAAGCUGUGGAUGAGGAGGUGAUAGUUACUUUCUGCAAGAGAGCAAAAGUGAUGCCCCAUGCGAGAUACGACUGCCCGACCUACCCCUUUGAGCAAGUGGAAUGUGAAACAUCUUGCCCCCUUGGGAGAAACGCAGAAACAUGCAGCGAGUGCUACUGCUACAUUUGUGACAAGGUUGCUGCAGAGUGUAAAGAUUGGGUGACGCCUUCGUUUUGCCAUUGCAAUGCACACAACAAAAGCAAAUUCUGGAAGGAUCAGUGGCAUUCUGCUCUCACUGGCAAUCUCUCUGAGUUCAACUUGGAGCUCUCAGAAAUCGAUGCCGAUGUCCAGCAUGGGGGGGUACUCCUGCAGAAAUUUGUGCAUGAUGUUUCUGUGGAAUAUAACAAGUAUCUGUCUGGAAAUAGAAUUGCUCCAGACUUCCGCGAAUGCCUUUGCCAUCGGAAUUUGGGUCCUGGGCAGUGUGAAAAAUGCAGCUCCUCCCCUCUGUAUAUUGUGCACAGUUAUGCUUCUGUUUCUGAACUCGUAACAACCUUUCUAAAUCUGGCUGAGAAAGAGAGACCCAAAACAGAGGUCAUCAUGCUUAUGGGAGCAGCCAGGGAAAUCGCACUCCACAAGAACCUCACUCCCUUUUCGCAAAACGUUGGUCACUUGGUGUCGCUGAGCCAGGCUGUGCCUUGUCUAAUGUCCAGAAUCACACGACGACUUCAGAGGCUGCUGGUGCUGAAUGACUUUCCGAAACCUUUGUAUGACAAGCUUACCGUGUUUUACCACUCCAUUCCUUUCCCGGUUCACUGCCAUAUCUUCUCAAAUAGCCUGAAUUUCGCUCCCUGGGAUCACUUGUUGCUGGUCUCCGUCUUAAAAGGACAAAAUGUUACUGGCCAACGGAUGCUGAAAGGGAAGAAAGAAUGCCUUUGUGAAACAGUUUCAGUAGUAGAGGCGCGAAUUGAAAGGAUGGAAGGUUGCAUGCAAUACAAGGAGCUGGUCCGUUAUUUGAAGGUGGUGAAAUGCAAUGAUUCCAAGCGGUUACAGAAGUGGCAGGACAAGGUCCCCUUCUACCUGUGCAAAAGUGGAGAUUUUGCGGGCGCUGCGCAGGCACUGUUUACUGUCUACCCCAGAAGCUGCUGUGCGGCCUGCCGCCUUUCCGUGCUCCAAUUCGAGGUCUACAUGAAGAUGUUCCGAUCAGGACAGGCUCCCUUGGGAAAUGACAUGGAGGGCUCUGUGCUGUGGGGUGCAGCGGGCAUUCCUGUGAGACUACCUGUUCUGCUCAAACAGAUGUUCAAGCUGUUCUACUGCAACGUAUUGUUGUAUACAAGUCCCAAAUGCUGGAGUUCUGUGAUCAAAGUUUUUGCCAGCCACCCUGUUGUGGGAGCAGAUGGCAACCUGACAGCCAUCACUUUUAAAGAACCAUCCCAGGAAUUCCAACAGGAGGUCUCUGAAGAGUCAUGGUGCAUUGUUGAACAACUCACCAAAAAUCCCCACUCUAAUGUUACCUUCUCAAAACACUUUGGCAAAGAUUCACCCUCGGAAGCUGGGCUCAUUUUUGUGGUCCAGGCAGUUCGGCAUAUGAUCCUGAUGGAACACAACUCCCUGCACUCCUUCCUCGAAAUUGUGCUGGCUUUCGGGAGUAACCUCUGGGCUCUGAAGCUUCUGCUGGAGUCUCUGGCUUCUCACGAGAAGACUGUCCAUAACAUCGUUGCCUCGCUUCUUGCAGACCUCUGUUGCCAUAAAGCAGAAAUGUUGGGAUUGUGGCAACUCUGGGGUGCUCAGUAUGUGGGGGAGCUGCUGUGCCUCUUCCUGACGUCCAGGGAUAGAAACUUACCAUCCGUUGGCAUCUCCAUCAUCAAUAUUAUUGUGGAAAACCUGCCAAUGUGUCCGUGGGCAAAGCAGGUUAGCAAAUUCCUUCAAAAAUCUACAAAACCAUUUGGCUGGGCAGAUUAUGAAGUUUCCAGCUUUAUAGCCAUUUCACAGUCUUCCUUAUGCCUGAGACUCCCUAGGGUCAGCCAGCUUCCCUCACCUCUGGCUACUUCCGGACAGCAAAGCUCUGGAUGACGUGCGCCACUCUGCUCCUCGAUCAAGGCACCUGGAAGCCGCUUUGCGCAAUGCAGUCCUGGAGGAAACGUGUGUUUGGGAGUUGUGGUUGAAUUUCCCUGUGGAGCUCUCCAGGAUCAAAAACAGGCACAGGGAACCUGCGGCCCUCCUGAUGCUGAUGACCUCUUACUCCCAUAAUCCCUGGCGGUUGCCUGUGCUCGCUGGAGCUAAUGGGAGCUGGAAUCCACCAGCACCUAGAGGACCACAGGUUUCCCACUCCUGAUCUGGAAGGUUUAGAGCAGUGAUGGCCAAACUUGGCCCUCCAGCUGUUUUGGGGCUACAAUUCCCAUCAUCCCUGAC